This is a messenger RNA of Meloidogyne enterolobii, 625 nucleotides long. Lineage: Eukaryota; Metazoa; Nematoda; Chromadorea; Rhabditida; Meloidogynidae. The record is from the annotation of a GenBank genome assembly.
AUGACAAUCCAAUUUUUUGAUUGGCUCUCUUCCUUAAGAAUUCAAUUUAUUUAUUUUGCAAUUGUAAUUAGUCUUCCUUCGAUAAUUCUUUAUUUAAUUGAAAUAAUCACAAUUAUUGGAAAUAAAGAGUUUCACAAUCCUUUUUACAAACUUUUUUUAAUUCGUUCCGUUCCGGUUAGUUUAUUUUUUGCAAUUACAAAUUCCUUACGAAAGAAUUUAAUUACAUUAUAUUGAAUUUGAAUAAGGGUAUGGCAUGAAUAGUUUGCCUGGUUACUUUUUGGUCCCUUGUACAUUUCUGGAAUACAAAUCCCGUAAAAACUUUUCCGGAAAACAAGUACAUUUUAAAAUAUUAUCUCACUAUUUCGGAAAAAGUCUAUGUAAUAUUUUUCCGGAAAAUGUGUUUUAAAUAAUGUUUCCGGAUAAACAUGUUUUAUUUCAGAAUAUUCUCUACACACUCGACUCUUAUUAUUGUUAUCGCCUAACAAUUCUUUUCGGUAAUUGGCUAUAUCCUUUUUACGAUUUAUUGCCAAAUUGGAUGUUACGGCUUUCUUUUUUUCUUACAUAUUCUACAAUUUUAGCGGAUUUUUUGGCAACUUCUUUAAUUCUUGCAAAUCGUUGGACUGCA